This is a messenger RNA of Beauveria bassiana ARSEF 2860, 525 nucleotides long. RefSeq names its product succinate dehydrogenase membrane anchor subunit. Gene Ontology annotation, molecular function: heme binding; ubiquinone binding. Lineage: Eukaryota; Fungi; Ascomycota; Sordariomycetes; Hypocreales; Cordycipitaceae. Gene Ontology annotation, biological process: mitochondrial electron transport, succinate to ubiquinone; tricarboxylic acid cycle. The coding region runs from base 1 to 525 and encodes 174 amino acids. The record is from RefSeq and is a predicted model, not a curated record. Gene Ontology annotation, cellular component: mitochondrial envelope; membrane. The transcript has 3 exons.
AUGGCUUCCCUCAUGCGCUCCUCCAUCCUGCGCCAGACGGCCAUGAGCCGUAGCGCUUUCGCUCAGCCUGCCAUGCGCAACACUGUUCUCCGCGCCGCUGCCCUGCACACCACCAGCAAGCGUCCAGCUUUCCUUCCUCCCGGGCCCCAGGUCAUCCAUGGAUCAGUCAACGAUCCUGCACCUGUUCCCCACGCCAACGCCGCCCACGGCUCGUACCACUGGGCUUUCGAGCGCCUCCUCGCUGCCUCUCUCGUUCCUCUGUCUAUCGCUCCCUUUGCUUCCGGCUCGCUCAACCCGACCCUCGAUGCCGUCCUGUGCUCGGCCCUGCUCCUACACUCUCACAUGGGCUUCCAGUCCGUCAUCAUCGACUACAUUCCCAAGCGCACAUAUGCCGGCCUCCACAAGAUCUUCAUGUGGGCUCUGAACAUUGCGACUGUCGCUGUUGGCGUAUCUCUAUACGAGUUUGAGACGAAUGAUGUUGGCGUCACCGAGACCAUCAAGCGCGUCUGGAAGGCCAGCUCCUAG